Molecule: messenger RNA, 1093 nt
Organism: Aedes aegypti (yellow fever mosquito)
Lineage: Eukaryota; Metazoa; Arthropoda; Insecta; Diptera; Culicidae
Gene: Taf12
Product: transcription initiation factor TFIID subunit 12
Exons: 3
Coding region: 367-915 (182 amino acids)
Biological process (GO): DNA-templated transcription initiation; RNA polymerase II preinitiation complex assembly
Cellular component (GO): SLIK (SAGA-like) complex; transcription factor TFIID complex; SAGA complex
Molecular function (GO): protein heterodimerization activity; DNA binding; TBP-class protein binding
Source: RefSeq, a predicted model, not a curated record
UACUGUUUUUAGCUUGUCCUGAAAUAAGAAUCUGUCCUGUUGUUUAGUGGUGCUUCGGACGCGAUCCCCGAGGAACAUAGGUUCUAUAAUCUACUAUUUCAAUUGAUUCUCUGUCGUUCUCUUCACUCAGCACUUUGUAGUGAUUGGUGUUAUCGUUUUAGUUUGAAAUUAGACCCAAUUUAGUGGGGAACGGCUAUAUGUUGUUCCGUGAAAAUUGACCCGAGGCCAAACCUCUACUCUUUAGAAGCUCUUCUCCGUAGUUCGGUUUUGAGUUUACGCACCUUCUGUCGCUUAAAGUACACAUUCAAAAAACACGAAAUCUAGUUUAUAUUAACCCACCCACCAACCAAAAAAAACACAAGCACAAUGUCCAUAAUAGGCAAUAAUAUCGAUUACCAGCAGAACGCUGACUUUGACCAGAACAUGGCAUCGCCCUCGCAGGCCAGUCCUUUGGCGGGAGCCGGCGCAGGAACCAUGUCCGGAGUGGCGGGAAUUCCGAACAGCACCGCCGGAAACAGCAGCAGUCAAAAAGCUUCGGCAGCGGCAGCAGCUGCUUCCGGUUCCAGUGGAGCAGCUCCCGACAUGGCAACACAAAUCCUCACCAAACCUCGUCUCCAGGAGCUGGUCAGGGAGAUUGACCCCACCGAACAGCUGGACGAGGAAGUAGAGGAGCUACUGCUGCAAAUCGCCGAUGACUUUGUCGAGAACACGGUCAACGCGGCUUGCCUGCUGGCCAAACAUCGGAAGGUGGCCAAGGUUGAGGUUCGCGACGUGCAACUGCAUUUAGAGCGAAAUUGGAACAUGUGGAUUCCAGGAUUCGGAACGGAUGAGUUGCGACCUUACAAACGAGCCACGGUGACUGAAGCCCAUAAGCAGCGUCUGGCGCUGAUACGGAAGGCAAUCAAAAAGUAUUAGAUUUAGUUUAUCGAGUUUCAUGUAGAAUCGCAUCAGACAUUACCCUCAAGAUCUACUAAAUAAUCUGGAAGUGUUCACCAUUGACAAACUUACACAUACAAAACAGCUACCAGAUGUUCUACCGAACUCCCGGCAAAAGAUUUGAAAUAAAUUACGGUUUUAUUCCAUUGCAGUAAAA